AUGGCCAAGGACAGCCUCCCAUCGGUCCAAUCCCUCGACAAGCCCGAAAAGCUGCAGGAUCUCCUCAAAGAAGACCGCGGCGACGACUGCCUGUCAUGCAGGAUCGUCGGCGGCGGUGCCUUCCUAGGCCUAGCAGCCUACAGUUACAUGUCUGGACAAGCCCAGCUCGAGAAACAAAAAGCGAAGAUUCUUGCUAGUGGUUCACGGUUUGGGAUGCGCAGUCGUAGCGCGGGGAUUACGACUAUUUCACUUGGCUUGGUUUGGUUGGGGAUUUGGAGGUUGGUGAAAUGA
Messenger RNA from Dichotomopilus funicola, 291 nucleotides. RefSeq lists its product as uncharacterized. The record is from RefSeq and is a predicted model, not a curated record. The transcript has 2 exons. Bases 1 to 291 code for a protein of 96 amino acids. NCBI's taxonomy places the organism in Eukaryota, Fungi, Ascomycota, Sordariomycetes, Sordariales, Chaetomiaceae.